Molecule: messenger RNA, 2112 nt
Organism: Protobothrops mucrosquamatus (brown spotted pit viper)
Lineage: Eukaryota; Metazoa; Chordata; Lepidosauria; Squamata; Viperidae
Product: GTPase IMAP family member 8-like
Exons: 6
Coding region: 1-2112 (703 amino acids)
Molecular function (GO): GTP binding
Source: RefSeq, a predicted model, not a curated record
AUGUCGUCUUCCAAACUCACAGGGGAGGACGCCGAAUUCCGGCUGAUCCUGGUGGGAAAGUCUGGAGGCGGGAAGAGAGCCACGGGCAACACCAUCCUUGGCCGGCCUGUGUUCCAGUCCAUCCUGGAGCCAAACACCCCCACGGUGAAGUGCAAAUCGGGUGAAGGAAGAUGGAAGGGCAGGAAGAUCUCCGUGGUCGUCACACCCGACAUUUUCGAUUCUGAAAACCACAGUGAGAUUGUGGAAAAGGAGAUCAAGGCUUGCAUCGAACUCUCCCGGCCUGGCCCCCACGCCCUGAUCUUUGUGACCCAGGUGGGACGCUUCACCACCGAAGAUGUGACAGCUGCAAAGCGUGUCCGGGAUAUCUUUGGGGACGAAUCCACCAGGCACACGAUCGUCCUCUUUACCCGCGAGGAGGAAUUGAGAGGGGAAUCCCUGCAGCAGUACGUCCGAAAUUCCAACAACCGCAAUCUGCAGGACCUGAUCCAGCGGUGCAGGUACAACUACUGUGGCUUCAACAACAAGGUCGCAGGAGCCGAGCAGAAGAGGCAGGUCUCGUUGCUGAUGGAGACGGUGCAGAGAGUCAUUUUGGGGAACAGGAGAAGACACUACGUCAUCCCGCUGCACAAGGGGCCCAAGGCAGCUACGGAUGACAAGGCCAAGCCGGAUGGAGAACGGGAAGAAUUGAUGAUGGAAGGGGAGGACGCCGAACUCCGGCUGAUCCUGGUGGGAAAGUCCGGAGGCGGGAAGAGUGCCACCGGCAACACCAUGCUCGGCCGGAGAGAGUUCGAGUCCAUCCUGGAGCCGAAGACCACCACCCUGAAAUGCCAAAGGGGUCAAGGAAUAUGGCAGAACAGGAAGGUCACUGUGGUCGACACACCCGACAUUUUCGAUUCUAAAAACCACAAUGAGUCUGUGCGAUGCGAGAUCGGGGCUUGCGUCGAACUCUCCCGGCCUGGCCCUCACGCCCUGAUCUUUGUGACCCAGCUGGGACAAUUCACCCCCAAAGAUGUGAUAGCUGCAAAGCGUGUCUGGGAUAUCUUUGGGGACGAGUCGGCCAGGCACAUGAUCGUCCUCUUCACCUGCCUGGAAAACUUGGGAGGGAUCCCCCUGCAGGAGUACGUUCGAAUGUCUGACAACCGCAAUCUGUGGGAGCUGAUCUGGCGGUGCGGGAACCAUUUCUGUGGUUUCAACAAUAAAGCCGCAGGAGCCGAGCGGCAGGCACAGGUCUCGGAGCUGAUGGAGAUGGUGCAGAGAGUCGUUUCGGAGAACGGGGGGAGACACUACGUCAACCGGCUGCAUGAGGUGCCCAAGCCAAACCAGAACAGGCACCUCUGCCCGGCUCAGAAACUGGACCACCGUCUGUGGGUGGAGUGCGGGCUGUGUGACCACAUUCGGCCUCUUGGGGGAGCCCUGGUUUUCCUGCUUGCCCGCCAGCUCUUCUUCCGGGACGGAGCUGGGCCGGAACGGAGGAUUGUCCUGGUGGGCAAAACCGGGAAUGGGAAAAGCGCGACAGGAAACACCAUCCUGGGAUUCAGACACUUUGAUUCCGUCAUGUCCCCUAUGUCAGUGACAAAGACUUGCCAAAAGAUGGAGAAGGACUGGAACGGCCGGAAGAUUAUGGUUGUCGACACUCCUGGCUUUUUCGACACCAAUGUUUCAGAGAAGGAAACUGCUGCCGAAGUGAAGAAGUGCGUGAGCAUGUGCAACCCAGGUCCACACGUCAUUCUGCAGGUGAUGCGUCCUGGCCGUUUCUCCAAGGAGGAAAGGGAGGUGGCUAAGCUGAUCGGUAAAAUCUUCAACUUGAACGCCAAGAAUUACAUGAUCCUCUUGUUCACCCGGAAAGAAGACCUGGAAGGAAUGUGUCUGAAGGACUUCCUAUACCAGGAUGACAAAUCACUUAAGAGACAGAUAGAGCAGUGUGGAGAACGCUACCUGGCCUUCAACAACAAGGCCGAAGGAGAAGAACGGGAGGAACAGAUGGCCGAAUUGAUGACCAUGAUUGAUCGGCUCGUAGACAGCAACAGAGCAGCUCCUUGUUACACAGGAGACAUGAUGAAGAAAGAUGAAAAGCACUAUAAAAGGAAGUUAUCCCGGUGCUCUAUUCUCUAA